This is a messenger RNA of Penicillium cinerascens, 267 nucleotides long. RefSeq lists its product as uncharacterized. The record is from RefSeq and is a predicted model, not a curated record. The transcript has a single exon. Bases 1 to 267 code for a protein of 88 amino acids. Lineage: Eukaryota; Fungi; Ascomycota; Eurotiomycetes; Eurotiales; Aspergillaceae.
AUGUCUCGGGCUUUGUUUUCCGAAGAAGAGGUGCGUCUGGCCACCGAGCGGCGCGUGAAGUAUAUUGGAGCAGCCAAAGUCAGCAUCAGUCAAAUUCAGUUCGAACCGCCUUUGCCUCGGGAUCUGGAUCUCAAAAACCUGGACCGGCUUCGGAAAGUUUUCCGUAAAAACAGCUGUCGUCGACUGGAUGUCAGUAAUCAUGACCCUGAAGUCGUGUCGCAGCAAGUUCUGACCAACGCGUUGCGGAAGGCGAACGUUACAUGUUAA